GAUCAGCUUUUUAAACAUUCCAAAAGGAAUGCUUUAGUAUUUGUCACUCGGGGGAGGCGAAGGUCCGAACUGUAAUUUUGCUUGGGAAGUUAUGUCCCCUCUUUCUCGGGCAGCCUUCCGGUUUCAUCCAUAAACCGAUAAACGGCUGGAUAUAUCAUCCCUACGCCAUCCCGUCUCCUUAUCAUCCAUCACGUUAUCUCACCAACGUCUUCAGUAUUUUCUCCGACUUCGUAAAAUUUGCCCAAACCCCCAAAUCUAUAUUUCCAGCAGUAACCUUAAGCAUGUCAGAUAGUUUAAAGCCGAAUCUCGAAGAAUUGGAGGUAGAUAGGGAAGUAGAUGAUCGUGUAUUGUUCCCGCCCGAAUCUGAUUUUUCCGAGGUGUGUUCUUGCAUCGAUUGUUCUGCGAAAACAGAGGCGCUCAAGGCAUUUGAGAUAGAUCUACGGUCGAAAGACACCAUAGUCUUGGAACAUGAGAACCAAUUGCAGCCAGCGAUUGUGGCCUGCAUGGCCCUCUCUGCUGCCUCAGAAUGGACGAAAAACAUGUUGAAUCGUCUUCAUGAUGACCUGAAAAGACUAUACAAGGAGUCAGGAGUCUCAUGGACACUCACAAGAAGUAAAUCUGAAGAGGAACUGAGAGAUGUGGAUAUUAAAAUUGGUAAUAUGAUGUUAGAUAAUGGGCUGAUAAAGGAAAUUGUGACUCCAGAUGGAAGUGAGACCGAUGUUUUUGAUGAUAGGCCUCUUGUGCGCGUUAUCCAUUUUGGGAUUGUUUGGUAUGCGGAUACCAAAUACAAGGAUGCAGCACAUGACAUUCUCAAGAAGAUUGAAGAGAUUGAAAACCAACAUGAGCAAGAUAAGAAGUCUGCUGCUGAAGAAGGAAAACCUCUAGACUUUUCAAUCUCCAAGAAGCACAUUAACAACCAAAUUAAUUUGUUAAAGAUGUUGCCGGUUGGUGAGAUGUACCAAGAUUUUCAAAACCUUGUGCACAUAGCUGCCCGCAAGCAUGUAGAUUUCAUCUUAAAAGCUGAGAAAGAAAUAAAUGAAACAUAUCGUUCUAUGAUUGUGAUUCGAAGGCAAUUUUGGAAACAUUAUCAAGAGAUUGCUUCCUUCACAAGAAAUGAUGACAAAGAGAAACACAAUUGGAGUGGGUUGGAAGAAACACUUGAUUCAUUAGCCAAGAAGGCUGAUUUAUUUAAAGAGGCGUGGCAGAAUGAGUAUGAACAACACUUCGGUCCAUCUAAAAAUCAAAAGACAAUGCAAUGAGGGGAAGCGUUCUAUGGCAGAAAGCCUUCUACUCUUCUAACUAUGAUUUAGAUUUUUUCCAUGGUUUUUGGUAAUACUGUAAUACUUCAUUGUGCUAUGCUGCAAUUCUCGUGUAACAGUGCCAUUUUCCUCACCACACGUGCUGCAAUUCUAUUUUCCUGUCUUUUAAUAAUCUAUUUCCCGUCAGUCCCGUGUGCUGCAAUUGAGUGUUACAGUCUUAAGCUCUUUACAGUUAAAUCGUGAAAACUAACUAGUUCUGGUGGAAUAUAUCGAGAACGAGAUCAAUAACUGCUGAAAUAUAUUUGUUCUGCUCAUUAUAUGGAAUUGGUUUUAUGUUAGAAAA
Cuscuta epithymum is the source of this 1602-nucleotide messenger RNA. The record is from the annotation of a GenBank genome assembly. Lineage: Eukaryota; Viridiplantae; Streptophyta; Magnoliopsida; Solanales; Convolvulaceae.